Molecule: messenger RNA, 3045 nt
Organism: Camellia sinensis
Lineage: Eukaryota; Viridiplantae; Streptophyta; Magnoliopsida; Ericales; Theaceae
Product: membrane protein of ER body-like protein
Biological process (GO): intracellular manganese ion homeostasis
Molecular function (GO): manganese ion transmembrane transporter activity
Source: RefSeq, a predicted model, not a curated record
AGAGACUGGUGAAGCAUUGGAGUGUGUUUUUUCAGAAAUAGAAAUGGAAAUGGAAAUAGCAGCAGAGCAACAAUGGCAGCAAGCGGAGGAGGAGGAGGCGGAUGUCGCGGCGGACGCGGUGGCUUUGCAAGGAAGGCGGCCUCGGCUUCCCAACACCACCGCCGCCGCUGCAAGUAUUGGUGAGAGUAGUAAUGGUGAUGUAAUGGUGACCUCCCCAGAGCCUUCCAAUGGAUUUGGAGACGGAGAAUAUCGACAGCAGGAGCUUCCAAAUGGUAAUGGUGAUGGUAAUGGAGGAGGAGCUUCUAAAUGGAACGUUUACUUUGACAAUGACCAAGGAAUAUGGAAAUGUCGAAACUGCUUUUGGACCUACCAAAGUGGAAGUCCGUGGAUUGAUCACACUCAGCAUCCUAAGUGCAAGUGGCAAUUGCAUAUGCCGAUGCAUGUCGAAACUGUAGAUCAACAGGGACAAUGUUUCUAUUGUGAAAUUAAAGAUACUAAAUCCAUUAAUGGACUCUCUAUGACAGAAAAUAGUAGUGUUCAAGUUUUUUCUUCUGAGAAAAAUCCUGGAGAUGAUGGAUUAGUCAUCACAGAAAAUAAUUUUGUCAGUCAAAGCACUGUAAUUAACCAUCAACACAAGCAAAUCCUGAAGGAUGGCAGCUUCUCUGGAAAGUCAUUUGAAGAACAUAACACAAACAAAUCUAUCAGUGAUAUAACAGUAGCAUGUGAUGAUACUGAGCUAAUAAAGGAGAGUGAUCAGGAAUUGGCAGAAUUAGACGUUGAGGGAGUAUUAGAGAAGCAGGAUACACAUGACUUGUACUGUCCAAAUUGCAAUUCUUGCAUUACCAGAAGAGUUAUUCUUCGUAAACGAAAACGCAAAAUUCGAAUUCCUGGUGAAGAUGCAAAACGUAACAAAUUGGAAACAGUAGUUGCAUCUGAGUUAGAUGCUAUUUCUGGCCAUGCAACCAACGAUCAAGGUCAUAAUGCAGUUGAUUUUUCCUUGGAUGGUAGUCCAACACCUGCAGCCAAUGACAACAAUCGUGACAGAGAGCCAGAGAUUUUCAGAUGUUUAUCAUGCUUCAGCUUUUUCAUUCCUACUGGUAAUGGUUUUAAGAUGUUCAAUAUAUUUGGAGAUAAAAGGGACAAGGAAACCAUGCAAAAUCCUCAACAAAUAUCAGCAAAGAAGAAAAAUUGGCUUUCAUCUAUUUUUGCAUCACGUAACGAUGAAUUGUUGAUCGUGCCAGCAUCAAACCAAGAAGUUACAUCACCUCCUCAAUUGUUUGGUGCUCAUGGACUUGUAAUAACCGGUAGUGCUGAACCUCCAGAAGGUGGAGAUGAUAUCGUGCCUUCUUCAACGCAAGGCUCCGAACUUCUUGAGAAAGUUUUAGCCGACAGAGGAGAGAAAUUAGUUGAUGUAAUGAAAAAACAAACAGAGAGGGCUGCACCGUACCAUCCUGAAUUAGAUACUGUUAAUCAGUUGAAUUUAUCAAGAUUUUCGGAUGAAAUGCUACUGAAUCAUGAAAGUGAUCAUCCAGCAACACAAAUUACUGGAAAAAGAUCGGUGCAUACUGAAGAACCAGCUGAAACUGCUGUCUUCAAACCUCAACAAGAUGGACUAAAGAUUUUAGUUCAUUCAAGUGCAGAGUAUAUAACUCUUGAGAAAUCACAGACAGACCAGAAACUCAAUGUGGCAAUAGAAAGGAAAAGUGCAGAUGAUAAAGGCUCAUCAAUCUUGUUAUUGUCGAAACCAGUUUCAGUACUUGGAGAGUUGGAUAUUAAUGAGAAAGUGAAUAUUGUAGUAGAUCUUCCUUCUGAAAAUGGGCAGGUCAAACUUCCCACCAAAUCUAUAGUUGAAGAUAAAAAUGAGCAACUCAAACUAAAUGGUAACGAUGCAGCCUAUCCCUCUGGAGUUUCUUCGCAUGCCAUCAUUGGCACCAAAGUGGACAUUCAUGUAGAGGAGCCCUUGAAAGCUGAUACCGACGCCCUUACUCUAUCUGUACAGGAUGUUUUAUUGCGUCCUGAAAGACUAAUCAAUACUACUAAAGAUUUGAAGGAUAUGCCAGCAAAAACCAGUGCAGGCAGUGACACAAUCAUUAUCAUAAAAGAAGGGCCUGUUGAACCAGCAGAGCCUCACGAAGCACGAGAUAUUGUUGCUUCAGCAGCAAUAGGGCCUUCACCACAUACUGAAAUUACUGAAGCUAGAGGUUUUCAAGGAUUGGAUGUAAUAAAAAGUAUUGUGUAUGGUGGGCUGAUUGAAUCAAUUACAAGCCUAGGUAUUGUGUCGUCUGCAGCAGGUGCUGAUGCCGCCACAUCAAAUAUUUUGGCUUUGGGAUUGGCUAAUCUGAUUGGUGGACUAUUCAUCAUUGGUCAUAAUCUGUGGGAGUUGAAAAAUGACCGUUACGAGGGUGUUUCUUCCCAUCAAGUAACUGAGAGACUAGACAAGUACCAAGAACUACUGGGCCGGAGAGAAAAUUUCUUGCUUCAUGCAACAGUCGUCAUCUUAUCAUUUCUCAUUUUUGGCUUACUGCCACCUGUCAUAUACGGCUUCUCUUUUCGCGAGAGUAACAACAGAGAUUUCAAACUCAUUGCAGUUGCUGUAGCUUCUCUUCUGUGCGUCACUAUACUUGCUACCGGAAAGGCUUACGUUCAAAGGCCACUGAAGGCUUAUAUAAAAACAGUAAUGUACUAUGUUAUCGUCGGGUUUAUGGCCUCUUGUGUUUCUUACACGGUAGGUGAUCUAAUCAAGGAACUCCUGGAGAAACAUGGGUUCAACUCUGGUGAUUUAGCUCUCACCCUGCCCAUUCUUGAGGCAACAUCAACGCAGUCAGCAUGGGAAUCCUAUUAAUUGGUAACAAAUUUUGAAAGCAGAGUUGUUUCAGAAACUUGAUUGAGCAGUGUGGCAGUGGGUCAAAUUAACCAUUUUCCUGCAGUGGUGUUUCAUUUUCGCUCUUUUUUAUUUAUAUUUUCUAGUCAUUUCCUAGGGCGACAGCAACUUGUAAGAGAAACAAAAUUUCGUUGAAAUAAAAGAGAAUCAAAUAAUUCAAUGCA